This is a messenger RNA of Vitis vinifera (wine grape), 1610 nucleotides long. Its product is annotated as probable peroxygenase 4. Gene Ontology annotation, molecular function: calcium ion binding; monooxygenase activity. Bases 777 to 1412 code for a protein of 211 amino acids. The record is from RefSeq and is a predicted model, not a curated record. Lineage: Eukaryota; Viridiplantae; Streptophyta; Magnoliopsida; Vitales; Vitaceae. The transcript has 7 exons.
UGGGGGAGUGACUUAUAAGCAUGUAUCUCUUCGCAACCCAUCAUUUUUCUUUUUGUAAAGUUAAAGCCAAUUGCUUUUUUCUUGGGAUUCUUCAAAAUCCUUCAAUGUCUAUUUUGGCAAUUUCGUGGCUUUAUUCUUACUUCACCACCCAACCACAGGUAAAAAUAAGCUCAUAAUUUGAUAAUAUUGAGACUUUUUACAUUAUGUGAUGAUCACUGUCAAUUCCGUACCCCAAAAGCAUAAUUUGGACAUGUGAUCUAACAAUGGGCUUGUAAAUCACCCUUUUUUUUUAAUCAUUUUGAAGAUUGGAUAUUGCACCCAAGUAUAGGUUAACGGAAUGGCCUGGUCAAACGGAAAGUGGGUUGAGAUUUGGAGAGAGGCAGCGUUUAGGCCACCAAGCAUUUUCAAGGUGCAUAUUAAGACAUACCUGUUGUUCAAAGAAGGACGCUUCUCCAACUUUAUUAUAAUGGGCAUCAAAUCUAAAACAGAGGCACGGAGGCAUUGCUUAUUGGUUACUGUUUUUUUAUGGAAGCAAAAACAUUGGGAUAAAAUAAAGUUACAGAAAAGGAACAGUGCUGUAUAAGGAGAGUUGGGGAAUAGAAUCGUUGGCGGCGCUCUUGCCUUGUAUUUAUGGGUGUACUGUCAGAUGCAACAACCAAGUCUUGGGUUCCCUCCUUUGCUUUGAUUUUUCACGAUUAUUUUCCCUUUUCAUCCUCUAAACACCAGUACCGAUUCCCACACCUACCCACCCCCAAGUUGAUUAGAGUCUCGUACACAUGGCUUCUUCUUCAUCGUCUUCUUCUGAUGAUUGUAGGCCCAUUUCGAAUGAAGGUCAUGAGAGCCUGCAGGAUCUGGGGGGUGAUCUGAGUGCUCUUCAGAAGCACGUUGCUUUCUUUGACCAGAACAAAGACGGGACCGUCUACCCAUGGGAGACUUACAGAGGCUUCCGCGCAAUUGGGUGUGGUAUUUUCUUGUCCGCCGGCAGUGCCUUUUUGAUUAAUCUCGCUCUCAGUCGGAAAACUCGACCGGGAAAAUUCCCUUCUCUACUCCUCCCAAUUGAGAUAAAAAACAUCCAUAUGGCCAAACAUGGAAGUGACUCCGGAGUCUAUGAUAGUGAAGGAAGGUUUGUUCCUUCAAAGUUUGAAGAGAUUUUCACCAAGCAUGCGGGUGCUAAUUCAAACGCUUUAACAUCUGAUGAACUGCUGGCGAUGCUCAAGUAUAACAGGGUCCCAAAAGAUUACAGUGGAUGGCUUGCAAGCUGGACAGAAUGGAAGAUCUUAUACUUCCUUUGCAAGGACAAGAAUGGUCUACUACACAAAGAAACUAUUAGAGCAGUCUACGAUGGAAGCCUGUUUGAAAGGAUGCAGGAGCAUAGAGCUUCAGCUCGGAAGAAAGCUCCUCAUUCUGUCUAAAAAGGGGCAGACUGGUAGCAUCAUCCCUUCUGGUCUCGGGGGUUGCUGGUUGGAUUGCCUGAUUUUAGAAUUGAAUCUGACAUGGUUGUUUUUGUUUGUACAAAUUCAGCGAGUGUUUGAUUGGUGUCUGAAAUAAAAUUUUAGUGGAUGCAAAUUUAUUAUUUAUGGAGGAAAAAAACUAAGAUUUUCUUCUUUUAA